Phanerochaete carnosa HHB-10118-sp is the source of this 407-nucleotide messenger RNA. RefSeq lists its product as uncharacterized. The transcript has a single exon. The record is from RefSeq and is a predicted model, not a curated record. Bases 187 to 387 code for a protein of 66 amino acids. NCBI's taxonomy places the organism in Eukaryota, Fungi, Basidiomycota, Agaricomycetes, Polyporales, Phanerochaetaceae.
GACGGUGUACCUUUGUCUGAUACUCAAGUCUACACGCAGUCCUCCAUCUUAUUUUGAGACACAAACAGUCUGCGUGGCCGCGCCGCCACUGGAGUCGUUGAGUGCGCCAGUGUCCGGCUCUCGUGAGUUGUCGCUAUGCCCCGGCGAGCCGAGCCACCCUCAAAUUAAACUGAAACUGGAGCAGCCAUGAACUACCUUGAAGCGGUAGAUGAACCAGGUAGAAUGCACAGUGCAAGCGACACAAGCGGCGCGGAUCCUCCACUAGAAGAAGCACUCUUCCUCGAGAGAUUGUUAUUUCUCUACGAACAAAGCCUGAACGAGAUACGUACUUUCGCUCGCCGUGAAGGUCGUUCGUAUGAGGAGGUAAGAACCAAAUAUGCAUGGUAGACGCGAAGGUUGAGGGUCGA